Molecule: messenger RNA, 1173 nt
Organism: Trichoplusia ni (cabbage looper)
Lineage: Eukaryota; Metazoa; Arthropoda; Insecta; Lepidoptera; Noctuidae
Product: septin-2-like
Exons: 7
Coding region: 79-1158 (359 amino acids)
Biological process (GO): cytoskeleton-dependent cytokinesis
Cellular component (GO): cell division site; microtubule cytoskeleton; septin complex
Molecular function (GO): GTP binding; molecular adaptor activity; GTPase activity
Source: RefSeq, a predicted model, not a curated record
UGUACUGUGAAGUGAGGCUAGAAAUGCGAAUGCGACCACAGUUCAUGUCACUUAGUUGAAAUCAGUCAAAAAGUAAACAUGGCGGCGAUCGACGUUGAGCCACAAAAAAUGGAGACGCUGAUGCGUACUCUGAAGCUGUCUGGACACGUCGGCUUCGACAGUCUCCCUGACCAGCUGGUGAACAAGAGCGUGCAAAAUGGAUUCGUGUUCAACAUCCUGUGUAUAGGUGAGACUGGCCUGGGUAAAUCAACUCUCAUGGACUCAUUGUUCAAUACCAAUUUUGAAUCCAUUCCGAGUCCUCACAACUUGCCAACUGUCAAGUUGAAGGCACACACAUAUGAGCUGCAGGAGAGUAGUGUCAGACUGAAGCUAACAAUAUGCGACACAGUUGGCUAUGGAGACCAGGUGAACAAGGAGGACAGUUUCAAAGCAGUAGUGGACUACAUUGAUGCUCAGUUUGAGGCAUACCUUCAGGAAGAGCUGAAGAUUAAGCGAGCACUACCCACAUACCACGACAGCCGGCUCCAUGUCUGUCUUUACUUUAUUUGUCCCACAGGUCAUGGCCUCAAGUCCAUUGACUUGGUGUGCAUGAAGAAGUUGGACACGAAAGUAAACAUCAUCCCCAUCAUAGCUAAGGCCGACACCAUCUCUAAGACUGAGCUGCAGAAGUUUAAGUCUAAAAUAAUGCAAGAGCUGCAAGCGAACUCUGUGGAGAUCUACCAGUUCCCGGUGGACGACGAGUCGGUGACGGAGGUCAACAGCGUCAUGAACUCGCACAUUCCCUUCGCAGUGGUCGGGUCCACGGACUUCGUGAAGAUCGGGAACAAGACUGUCCGCGCCAGGCAGUACCCCUGGGGGACCGUGCAGGUGGAGAACGAGUCCCACUGCGACUUCGUGAAGCUGCGCGAGAUGUUGAUCCGCACCAACAUGGAGGACCUGCGCGAGAAGACGCACGCGCGACACUACGAGCUCUACCGCCGCCGCAGACUGCAGCAGAUGGGCUUCACCGACGUGGACGCCGACAACAAGCCCGUCAGUACACCCACACUGCGCACUUACAUGGCAACUGAGUCUAGAUCAGCGACCGGAACUUGUACAAGCGUUAUUGACAAUCGAAUAUCUCUAAAGAAAAUCCCUCAACAAUUCGUUCAGUGUUAGCGCUUAUACGAAUGC